This is a messenger RNA of Puccinia graminis f. sp. tritici CRL 75-36-700-3, 2672 nucleotides long. RefSeq lists its product as uncharacterized. Gene Ontology annotation, biological process: regulation of Golgi organization. The record is from RefSeq and is a predicted model, not a curated record. The transcript has 10 exons. Gene Ontology annotation, cellular component: cytosol. The coding region runs from base 53 to 2347 and encodes 764 amino acids. NCBI's taxonomy places the organism in Eukaryota, Fungi, Basidiomycota, Pucciniomycetes, Pucciniales, Pucciniaceae.
GCCCAGCGGAGUCUUCCCCCCGGAUCACAGCAAACCACCACCAACACCCAACAUGGAACCACCAACAACAACCACCACCACCAGCUCACCAACCAAACCACACAAGAACACACAGGCCAUCGAUCCACCUGCCACUCCCUCAAACAAUCGCCGGAGCCUCAAAUGGUACUCAUCCAUCGACCAGGCAUUCCAUCCAACCGAGCACCUCAUUCCACCCGAGACCAGAGAACGGUUUUACUUGGAUCUGUACUUAUUAACACCUGAUAAGGAGAAUCUGAGGGAUCACUUGGACCGGCUCACCGUCCACGAACUGCUUGGCGUAUAUAGGCAGAACUUGAACGACCUGAUCGGCUAUGGGAUUCGUUGUCUCAAGAACGCUACCCUACUCGACAGUGGCCCUCCUCAACAACCUAUUCAGCCUUCACCAGUCGAUCAUCCAUCCGAAGACCCUGCCCUUAAUGACCUCAACGAAGUCGAUCAGAUUCGACUAUCCAACGCUUUAGAGACAUUGUCGGCAAUCUUCAAAACGAUCGUGAACAAAGAUGGAUACGAAAAUUUGAACCUCGAUCUGAUCAGUUUGAUUGCUGGUUCGAUCGAUAACAGUGAUCCGGUGUUCUCGGAUUUUGUUUAUAGUAUUGAUAAGAUUCUCUCGGAUCAAAAUCAGUCAUUGCGAACCCGUCAUCGAACUCUCCAGCUAGCUUUGUCCGUCGUCUCUGGUGUCAAUCAGGGCUCCAUCAAUGCGUACUUCUUGCGAAGAGAUUUGUUCAACACGAUCGCCUCGCUGGUUGCAAACCCCAAGACGGUCUCGUUGGUCUUCGAUAGCGUCUUGCUCUUGGAUCUCUUGGCAAACUUCAGACGCUUCGAAUCUCGUAACCCAUAUCUGGUCAGGAUGGAAGAUUACGUAGACGAGAAAGCGAUGGAAAGGAUCGUCAGUCUGAGCAUCCUAGCACUUGAGGAUUUGAGAGUAGCUUAUCAGGAUAUCAAUGCUUCGAAAAAUGCAAACUCCUCAUUACUAGGACAAGUUACGAGCACAGUCUUCAACGUUUUGGCUAGUCCCUUGUCGAAACGAACCAGCUCACCCAGUCGGCCGAUGAAUCAAGCCUUCGACAGCCAUCCGGGUCGACCGACUUGCAUCCUUCUGCCAAUCUACGACCUCCUCUGCUCGAAUACGACAUUCUUUAACGUACUCCUUCUGAGCAAACCAUUCUGGGAAAGCUUUCUCUCCUUUUCUAGCUAUUUACUCUCACAUGCUAGCUCAAGUCCUCGCUCGGAGCUCUACGGAAGACUUAUCCUUGUCAUCCUUAUACAUCUUGCCGAGGAGGCUCAGAAGUUCAUCUGUGGUGCCACUGAGGAAUCCUUUCAAGUUACGGUUGAGUUUUGUCCUGAUAGGCAACCUCCACUAGGACCGAGCUCAGAUCUAGCAAGAGCACCAAUAGCCGCGAUGUUAGACUGUGGAAUCCUAUAUCUGCGGCACAAUCUACAGAGAAAGUUGAAGAUCGAGACACACCUGGUCUGUCUCCGUCUGAUCCACGAGCUAUUGUUCUGUUUGCAAUCCCAUCAGGUGCGACUCGAAGGAUUUGAUUGGAGGGAGCUGUGGAGGGCCCUGUUCUCCCUUGCGAGUCGCGUCGGCUCGAGGAUCGACGAGCUCAAGACCGUCCAGGACAUCGAUCGACUUGCUCAACAGAUUCUUGAUAUCUUAUCGUUUGCGGCAAUUUGGUCGGAGGUUUUAUUUCCGGACAAUCUGACGACGGCGAUCCUAUAUUUUGAAAUCCUGAGAUCGGAGGAGACGAUCAAGAACUUAGUCACCGUCGCCAACAUCAGCAGUGGAGUGAAUGGAACUAACAAUAACAGCCAUAGCGACAGUUUGGGGAGGAAGUCCAGCUUGAUUAAUAAUGGGAGUGGUGGUGGCAGUAGUAGUAAUCUAGGCGUCAGUACGAUCGAGUCGGUCAAGAACUUGAACACGAUCAUCAGCAAAUCCAAAUGGAUCCUCGAACAAUCCAAGCACGCCAAAUACAAACCGGCGGGGCCCGCAUCAUCGAAGCCGGCGUUCAACUUCCUCUUCUCCUCCUCCUCCAGCUCUAGUACCCACACCACCGCUCAACCCCAAGACAGUAGCAAUAGUCCGGCUGGAAAUCCUUCUGCUUCGUCGUCGUCGUCUGCGCUCGUCAUCAGCUCCGCAGAGGAUUGUCUCAAUUUGCUCCAGAAUCGACUGCAUGAAAUCGGCUUGAUCGAUUCGGCUUCGUUAGACAAUCAUCUCAGGAAGUAUAGUGAGGCUGAUAAGACCGAAGAUCUCAAGAAAUUCAUCGCUCUAGUCGCCGGUGAUGUCUUUCAAUUAAUGGUCCUAUGACCACCAUCCCCUAGUCUUCUUCGUCUUCUUUUUCUUUUUUUUUUCCAAUACUUUAUUCACAACUCGAUUCGGUUUUUCUACUUUCUUUAUAAAAAAAAUCACUUGCGCGUUCUCGUCCUUCUCGUUGUACUCAAGUCCUAUCUUGACGCUGUAUUGCUUUUGUUUUUCCUCAAUGGUUUGACUCAACUAUAUAUAUACAUGCAACUAUUUAUUCUGCUCGUUCUAUCCGCUCUCAUUUAUUGGUGUUGUGUGUAUGUGUGCAAUCUAUCUGCUACAACAAUGGAGAGGGGGGUGAAGAAGCCUGUAAACGGCACUCAGCCCUUCC